Messenger RNA from Rotaria sp. Silwood2, 1923 nucleotides. The record is from the annotation of a GenBank genome assembly. Lineage: Eukaryota; Metazoa; Rotifera; Eurotatoria; Philodinida; Philodinidae.
AUGGAUACAGAACAAGAUUCAAUUACGAUUUGGUUUGAUGGAAUGCUUCCUAAUGACUCUGCAUCAACAACAAUAACAAUAAAACGUGCGGUUCAUUUUGCUCUGUGUAAAGUUGAUCCAUACUUAAGAACUUUUCGUGAUUUAGACAAAUUUUCUAAAGUACGUUGUGUUCAUACUGAUUUAAAUUUGCUAUGCAAUGAACUAAAUCAAAUAUCAACUAUAAGACGUCAACGUCACCAACGACCGACAGUUGAUGAUUUUAAUAUUUAUUCAUUAAGUUGCCUGUCCGAUUCUUCAACGUCUACUGUUUCUUCCACACAAUCUUUGUUAUUAUCGAACAAUAAUACUCAACGACAAGAAGCUGAGUAUAUGUAUUCACUGUUGUUACGAGGCAUUUUAAUUCGUGCUGAUUCAACAGAAGAAGAAAUGAUUUCAUUUUUUCGUCAUAUAUGUAACAAUAAUGCAGAUUUAGAAAUAAUUGAACAAUUCGAAACCUAUUAUGAGGCAAACAAUGCCAUUUUUUGGUAUACACGUGAUACAUUUCUCUAUCGAAUAUUAAACAAAGCAUGGAGAGAAGAAGAUGUUAAAACUUUAUAUUCGAUGCGAUAUUUUAUUAAAGAUAUUCAUUUACAAUUACUUGAAAAACAUAUUUUACAACAGCGGGCAUUAAAAGAUACUCCAACAAAUGAUAUCAUUUAUCGAGGACAACUUAUGAAAACUGAAGAAUUUAACAGAAAAAUACGACAUAAUGUUGGAGGUCUCUUUUCAGUUGUUAGCUUUUUUUCAACUACAAUGGACGAAAAUCUGGCUAGUGUUUAUGCUGGUAAUAGUGAAAAUAAUCAUCAGCAUCUCGAUGUAGAACAUGUUUUAUUUCAAAUCAAAAUUGAUAAAAAUGUCUAUAGAUUUUCUUACGCUAAUAUUUCCAAACAAAGUGCUUUUGAGAAAGGAGAAAAUGAAAUAUUAUUUAAUAUUGGAGCAAUUUUUCGAAUUGAAUCAAUAAAUCAGGAUGAUCGAAAAGUUUGGAUCGUUCAUUUAAAAUUAACUGAUGAUGAGGAUAGAGAAUUAAAGAAACGAAUUGGUUGUCUCGAAACUCAAAUACUUACACCUUAUCCACAAUUAAACUUAGGAAGAUUAAUGGUUGAAAUGGGUAAUUAUAGUGCUGCUGAAGAAUAUUAUCUUUCAUUAUUUGAAAAUAAAAACAUGAUUAAAGAUUUAGCAUAUCUUGCAGGUAUCUAUAAUGAACUUGGACAGAUUUACCAACAAACUGGUGAGAAGAUAAAAGCUAUUGAAUGCUUUUCAAAAACAAUUAAUGUCGAACUUGAACAUUUACUUCCAACUCAUAGAAAUUUAGCAAGACUUUAUUGUCGUCUUGGAAAAAUUCAUCAUGAACGAGGUGAUUAUAAAGCAGCUUUAAUAAACUAUCAUGAAGCGCUCGAUAUUGAACUAAAUCAGGAUAGACCAGAGGAAAUCACACUUGCCAAAUACUACCAUGCCAUUGGUGAAGUAUAUUAUGUACAAGGUCGUUAUACAGACGCUUUAAUAGCGUUUGAGAAAUGUCUCACUAUGCAAUUGAAGAUUUUACCUAAAGAUUAUUCCGAUCUAGCAACAACAUACACUAACAUCGGACUAAUUCACUAUAGACAAUUUCAUUACGAUGCAGCAUUAGAUUUUUUUAAGAAAACACUUUCGAUACAAUUAACUUUGCAUCCUUCACAAUGUCCUUGGUUAAGUAAAAGCUAUGGAAAUAUAGCUUGGACAUUGUAUCAGCAGGAUAAAUUCAUAGAAGCAUUGAAUUACAUGAAAAAAGCAUAUGAAAUUGCUGUAAACAAUUUUUCAGUUGAACAUGAACAUUCAAAACAAUGUCAGCAAUGGAUUGUUGAAUUAGAAGAAAAUCUAGCACGGACUACUCAAGAGAGAAAAUGA